AUGGCGUAUAAAAUAACACGACUUAUUCUUCGGGAUCCCAUUGUAGUGCUGAAAGUCCAGGCUCAGAACCCGCUCAAAAUGUGGGAGGAAAUCAGCAAAUUCAUCGAACCGGCACAACUUGUGGUUCUUAUGCCCUCUUUGCCAAUGUUACUUUGA
Plasmopara halstedii is the source of this 156-nucleotide messenger RNA. RefSeq lists its product as uncharacterized. The transcript is spliced from 3 exons. Lineage: Eukaryota; Oomycota; Peronosporomycetes; Peronosporales; Peronosporaceae. The record is from RefSeq and is a predicted model, not a curated record. The coding region runs from base 1 to 156 and encodes 51 amino acids.